GUAUCCCCUCCAUCCUGGCCUCCCCCAGCCCUGCUGCCGGAUGUGGUGAGGCCCAGGUGUGCGUGGGGGGUCUGAGCCACAAGAACUGUUGGCAAUGAACUCCCAAACUCAAGGAGAGAAGUUCAGGUGGGUGGGGACAGUGUCACUGAGCUGGAGCUGCCCCCGCCCUGCCCCUAGCUGCAUGGGAUUUCAGUCUCCCAGCCCCCAGUCUCCUGAGGCCCUCCUCUGUGCCCUUUGAAAGACCCUUCCAGCUCCCCCGCAGACAGCUAUGUCCAGAUCGUCUUGGAGAGUGACAGCUGGGACCUGUGUAGAGCCCACAGCCCUUCUGGACUUGUCGGCUCUGAGCUCCUCACAGCAGUGUGCCGUAUGCCUGGUUGUGUUCACGGGACCGUGGAACCUGUGCAGUUCCACUUCGUGUGAGAAGGAGCUGGAGCUUGUGUGCGCUAGGGUCAGAGCACAUGCAGGAGAAAAGCCCCGAAGACUCCAAAGAUCCCUGGGGCCACAUCACCCUCUCAGUGUCCCCAUUUGUAAGGGGGAGCACAUCAUGGAGCAGCACCCGUCCACACUGGCUCCAAGGCUCCAAGGCUAUGCCACUGUCUGGGCAACUUGGCUGAGGCCCCGCCCUCCCUCGCAGGCCAGUCUGGAGGCUGAGGCAGCAAAGCCCACAACAGAGCCAGGGAGUCUGGGCCACAGAUCCCAGAGGCUGAUAUGAGCUCUUAUCUUUGGCAUCGGCCUCCAAAUGACUUAAUGCUGAUUCCAGGGGCAAAUUACAGAGUGUGCAGAAGGACAGUCAGAUCUAGUCUUGCUGUUGGGCUGGGAGUCACAGCCUUCCAGCUCCGUGGGAGAACCCCAGCCAGGUGUGAUCCCCGAUUCAGGAGAACUCAG
This is a messenger RNA of Callithrix jacchus (white-tufted-ear marmoset), 885 nucleotides long. The record is from RefSeq and is a predicted model, not a curated record. Lineage: Eukaryota; Metazoa; Chordata; Mammalia; Primates; Cebidae.